Perognathus longimembris pacificus (Pacific pocket mouse) is the source of this 1413-nucleotide messenger RNA. RefSeq lists its product as uncharacterized. The transcript is spliced from 11 exons. The record is from RefSeq and is a predicted model, not a curated record. NCBI's taxonomy places the organism in Eukaryota, Metazoa, Chordata, Mammalia, Rodentia, Heteromyidae.
AUGCUGGGCCAGGUCCUCUGGGAGGAUGAACGUGUCUGUGUCUCCUUGCAGGAGGCAGAGCGGGAGCUGCUGGCACGGCUCCAGCCCGCGCUGGCUUCUGUGGGCCGAGGGUAUAGUGCAGCCCUUCUGCUCCGAGGGUGGGGAGCAGGGGCUCCCCGGCUGGUGCCUCAGCUGCUGCAGGCGCUGUUUGAGGAGGCUCUGCCCCUGCACCGCUCUGCGGGAGCGCGCAGUACUCUGAGCCUGGUGCAGAUCAGCCCCAGCGGGAGAACCCGGGACCUGCUCUCCGCAGGGAUGCAGGACCUGUCAGUACUGGAUGUGGCCCCUCUGGGUUUGGUAGUGGAAGAUGCCAGCGAAGUGGAGGUGUCUGACUCAAAAGCUGCCUCCGAGCUGUACUUGCAGGCUGCGGCGGGGGAGAGCUGAGACUGCCCUCUUCUUCGUGCACUGGCUGGCGAGGUUGCUGGGGAGGAAUCGGAGGGUUCUCUACUCUGGAUUGUUUCAUGGCUUCUGGAAGGAAACCACUACAGUGGCCUACUUCUUCGCCUGAAUCUCCAAGGAAGUCCCCUGACCGUGCUCCAGGCUGCUCUGUCGGGGGCCUCGGGAAGGAGGCUGCAGGCGAGGCAGGUGCAGCCCACCCUUUGGGAUGCAGUCGGAGAGGCCCAGGCCCGCCGGGCCAGCCUGAAGACGCUGCGUUUAGGCCUUCUUGGAGACACCUUAACAUGCGGCGGCCUUAACCAGCUAGGCAGGGCGCUACGAGAACUCCAGGUCAAAGGCAAGCCACUGAAGUAUUUUAAGCAAGGAGGACAACAUUUCUCCCAACUGUCAGCAGCAGGAAGCGCAUCACCUCUAGGGUCUGGGCUCCAUCAAAAGCAUCCUCUCAGAGAUUCCAAGGAACAGGCCAAGCAGACCCCAGACGUUGCCCUGCAGUUCUUCCUGGCCCAGGCCCAGAGGCAGAGACUGCUAAAGCAGCACCAAAUUUUAAUCCAAGAGGAGCGGAAGCGUUUGGAACAAGAGCAAGUGGCAGGUGAAGAGGUCGAAGGCCUGGUGACUGAAGAGGCCUAUGAGGAAAGACAGAGGUGGCACCGGGAGCAGACAGUGCUGAGACUCCAGGUAGAGUGUCUGCAGGCAGAGCGGGACGCUGCCGAACGGGACCUGCUGGCCCUCCAUGACCUGCACGUGCAAGCCACCCGGGCGCAGACGUGCCACAUGCUGCAGGUGUUCCGAGCCUGGCGAGGGCGAUGGGAGGAGAAGGCCACAACCGCAGAGCACCGUUACCGCAGCCUGCUGGCUACUGUCCUGCAAGAUGCCGUGGAUCUGGCUUCCCAGAAUGAGGAGCUCCGCGUCCAGAACCGGCAGCUCCAGCCAAGUCCAGGCCAGGCCAGGCCAGGCCAGCUGGAUUCCUGCCCUGGGGAUUAA